AUGAAGAUUGACGAGGACGGUCGCGUCAUGGAGUUCUCGGAGAAGCCUCAAGGAGCAGAGCUUGACAAGAUGAAGGUGGACACAACGAACGUGGGUCUGGAUCCCCAGGAGGCAGCGAAGCGGCCAUUUAUUGCGUCCAUGGGGAUCUACGUCAUCAGCAGGGAGGCUCUGCCUCGCCUCCUUCUCGAGCAAUUCCCAGACGCCAAUGAUUUUGGGCGGGAAGUCAUCCCUUCUGCCUGUGCCAACGGAUCCAAGGUGCAAGCGUACAUCUAUGAUGGGUACUGGGAGGACAUUGGGUCUAUUGAUGCUUUCUACCAUGCCAACCUCAGACUCACCAAGCCCAACCCCCCCUUCACGUUCUAUGAUCGGUCCGCGCCUAUAUUCACUCAGUCCCGCUCUCUGCCUCCUUCCAAGCUGAACAACGUUGACAUUUCUGGCAGCGUUAUCGGGGAAGGCUGCAUCUUGCAUGAGUGUGCCAUUCACGACUCAAUGGUGGGCCUGCGGUCAAUAGUUGGUGCAGGGUCAUCGAUCCACGACAGCUUGCUCCUAGGAGCAGACUAUUAUGAGGAUGAGGAUGAGCUGCAGAGGGUGAUUGCAUCCGGGCAGAUGCCCAUUGGUGUUGGGAGAAAUUCGGUCAUCAAGGGAGCUAUCCUUGACAAGAACGCCCGAAUUGGAGACAAUGUGCAU
Messenger RNA from Closterium sp. Naga37s-1, 687 nucleotides. The record is from the annotation of a GenBank genome assembly. Lineage: Eukaryota; Viridiplantae; Streptophyta; Zygnematophyceae; Desmidiales; Closteriaceae.